This is a messenger RNA of Helicoverpa zea (corn earworm), 1779 nucleotides long. Its product is annotated as nuclear transcription factor Y subunit gamma-like. The coding region runs from base 224 to 1090 and encodes 288 amino acids. Gene Ontology annotation, biological process: regulation of DNA-templated transcription. The transcript is spliced from 8 exons. Gene Ontology annotation, molecular function: protein heterodimerization activity; DNA binding; DNA-binding transcription activator activity, RNA polymerase II-specific. Gene Ontology annotation, cellular component: nucleus; CCAAT-binding factor complex. The record is from RefSeq and is a predicted model, not a curated record. Lineage: Eukaryota; Metazoa; Arthropoda; Insecta; Lepidoptera; Noctuidae.
GUGACUGGUCAUCGGUGGACGAAUCGUGUGUCGGGCGCAUUUUCAGUAAUUGUUGAUUGGAGAUCUCCAAAUAUUACACUGAUUAUUGGUUACUGUGUUCUUAUUAACUUUGGAAGCGGUUACUUAUUUUUUAAUAGCGAUUUUCCAAUAAUUUAUUUUGUGGAGGAGACUUUGUAUUUUGUGAAAAACUCGAGGUCGGCGUGUCGUGGUAUUGUGAGACAAGAUGUCCGUGUGUUUCUUUGUACCUGCAGACCAAGCGGGCGCGUCAGGGGUUGCCGAUGAGGUGGAUAGCGACAUCAUAGGAGAAGACAGUGCCCCCGUCGAGUCGCCACAGCAGAGUCUACAGCAGUUCUGGUGUAAGGUCACCGAUGACAUCAAGAAGGUUAAUGCUGAGGACUUCAAGUCUCAAGCGUUGCCUCUAGCCCGUAUAAAGAAGAUAAUGAAAUUGGAUGAAGAAGUAAAGAUGAUAUCUGCCGAAGCUCCCGUACUGUUCGCUAAAGCUGCCGAGAUUUUUAUACACGAACUCACGCUCAGGGCCUGGGCACAUACUGAAGAUAAUAAGAGAAGAACCUUACAGCGCAACGACAUAGCAAUGGCGAUCACAAAGUGUGACCAGUUCGAUUUCCUGAUCGACAUCGUGCCGCGUCACGAGGUGAAACCCAACAAGCCGCGAUACGACCACGCGCCGAGAGCCACGCAUACUGCUGAACAAAUGAGUCACCAGCAUCAAGCGACGUUAACGCAGAACGCUGCGGCGCCGCAGAUCGUGAUUCAGCCAUGCGCGCAGGUGGUACAGACAUCAGCGGCAGCGUCAACAUCUUCGAACAACGUGGUGUCUCAGCAGCCCGUCACGCUGGUGCAGCAAGUGGUCACGCCGUCCGGGGAGCUGCAGCAGCUACCGAUCCAACUAACUCAAGCGCAAUUAAACAUGAUUCGGCUACAAGUGCAGAACAACCCCAACCAGCCAAUCAUCAUUCAAGCGCAGUCGCAGCAAUCGCCACAGAUUAUACAGGUCCAAUCACAAGCGCAGCACCAGCCGCAGCAGCAGGUGUUCCUAGCUCAAGUGGCGAGCUCACAGGAAGACUCCUAGUACCACGACACUGGCACUCAGUGCGAAUCCGACUCCGACAGUCAGUGAGAACCGGGACUGUCGUGGUAACCGCUAUUGAACGCGUUUAUAAAUUUACCAAAUUGAAGUUUUAUUUGGAAAAGUGGCAGUUUUAUGGAGUUAAAGUUUUUUUUUUAUACUGACAUCGGAUUUAAAGGAUCAAUACAUCAGUCAUUCAGAAAACUCUGAAGCUACGUAAAGGCACUUUUGGGUUGUCAUCAUCAUCUUCCGAGCCUUUCCCCAACUAUGUUGGGGUCGGCUUCCAGUCCGGAUGUAGCUAAGAACCGGUGUCAGGACUUACUGGCUUCCGACUACCCUUAACGACUGCCAAGGAUGAUCAAUGACAGCCGAGACCUACAGUUUAACGUGCCAGCCGAAACACAGUCUAAGAUAAUCAUACUUAGAAAGUACAUACAAACUUAGAAAAGUUGCAUUAUUUAUAACUCGGUCUAAAAAUAAUGAUAAAAGUCAAUAUUUCCUGUUCUUCAAUAUUCCUGUUACUUAACACAGGUUUGUGAAGCGUUCAAUGCGGUUACCCCACGUCCUUUUGCGGUCAAGUGUUCGCCAACACAGUGAUAGACUUUGAUUUUAUACUUACGACAAAACCACGUCUAGAAAAAGUGUUGAAAAUUUCAAAAAAAAAAUCUUGUGUUAGUCCACACUAUAAAGGA